GCUGGCGAAGCAGGGAGGGAGGGAUCUCUCUUGCCCGUACCUUGGCAGAGAAAAAAAGGAGUGGACAGUUGGUGGUUGGCGCCGAAUCCGCCGAUCAAUUUCAAGAAGACCGGCGGACGGUUCUCGAAAUGAAGAUGUUGUUCCCGUCCUUCUCCCCAAUGGGGGCAAUGGCGGCGCUGCUGCUGCUGGUGACGAUGCUCCAGCUGGCCGUGCAUGGACAGGCUGAAGCUCCGCCGGCAAAUACCGUGAGCAUCGAAGGCUUCUCUUAUAACGGAGAUGGUUGUCCCUCCGGAUCUGCGGAAGGUUCCAUCUCCAGCGACGGCCAGGCGCUGACGGUAAUGUUCAGCAAGUACACUGCAACCACCGACGGGGGCCUCCAGACGAACAUGCGGAAGAGCUGUGUCGUGACCGUCAAGCUCAACUAUCCUCCUGGCUUCGUCUUCACCCUCGGGACGGUGACCAUGCGCGGGUACGGUAAGUUGGACGCCGGCGUCAAGGGCACUAUCAAGACGAGCUACUACAUUUCCGGCCUGCCAGGGACGGCCUCCGCCACGCACAACUUCGACGGCCCGUUCGACGACAACUUCGAGGUGGCCAACGAGUUCAUCGCGGCCGUCGAAAGCGCUUGCAACGUGGUGAGGAACCUUCAGCUCAAGUCGGAGGUCCGAGUGAAUCCCGGAGAUUUCCAGCCGCCGAGGAACGGACUGCUCACUCAGGACUCGCAAGAUCUCAAGCUCACGCAAAAGUUUUACUUCAACUGGCGGAGUUGCUGAGCCGAGCGGUGGCUGGCACAAGUCAG
Chara braunii is the source of this 799-nucleotide messenger RNA. The record is from the annotation of a GenBank genome assembly. Lineage: Eukaryota; Viridiplantae; Streptophyta; Charophyceae; Charales; Characeae.